Molecule: messenger RNA, 926 nt
Organism: Oppiella nova
Lineage: Eukaryota; Metazoa; Arthropoda; Arachnida; Sarcoptiformes; Oppiidae
Source: the annotation of a GenBank genome assembly
UUCGAGUAAAUACUAUAUUAAUUAAAUUGAUUUCUAUCUAAAAGCCGACACAGAGUUUGGAGUAUUUCUUGGAAUGGGAGGACCAGUUGAAGGCAUGCCUGUUAGGGACGACCGCCUUUUUGAGCCUUCUUUUAGUGUUAGUCAUCUGUUUGUGUCUGAACCAGAAGUCACGGUAUGAGCGACAACUGAAAGCGGCGACCGUUCCGGUGUUUGGCGGCGAAAGUCAAUUGACUCGAUCUAAUGUCCCCAACACUAACCAACACGCGAGCGAGGGGUCCAACCCUAUGUGGAUGACCGGGUAUGACAACCGGUGGUACGACAAGGAUGAGGAACAGAUCAGCCACAGAUCGAGUGGUGAUAACUCGUUGGACGAGAACGCAAUCGCCAGCCAUUCGCCGGACGACUCGCUCGAUGGUAGCGCCGGUCGCGAGUCCGGGGGCUCCUCCGCCUCCACCACCACUAAUGACAAGCAGGCCCUCUGCAGGGGGCUGGCUGUGGGUCGGGUCACCCCUCAGAAUAUAACACUCCCGCAGAAUAUCAAUCACAUCACUAUUAGUCAUAAUAAUAAGAAUAAUAAUAAUAAUAUAAAUAUAGUGAAGAAAUUAGCGCCAAAACCGCCCCAAAAGCCGCCGAAUAGUGUUCCGGUCGGCGCUAAACAGGCGAUGAGCGCCGGUGGUUACGCCCGACAGCCAUCGCACCCGAAGCUCAGCACAAAUGGUGUCACAUCUAAACCAAUCGCUGCGUCCAAUCAAAGAAGUAUUAGUAAUGUAUAUAUUGAGUCCUAUUCGCCCUCUAAUCACAACAAUAUUAAGACAUUUGCUAAUAAUUCGCCACAAAUUCAUAGCAAUUAUAAUAACAAUAAUAUCAAUAAUAAUCAGACUUUAAAUCAGUUAAGUCUUAUGAAUCUGGAAACAACAGAAUUGUAA